Messenger RNA from Musa acuminata AAA Group (dessert banana), 870 nucleotides. RefSeq names its product cyclin-D5-1-like. The record is from RefSeq and is a predicted model, not a curated record. The transcript has 3 exons. Gene Ontology annotation, molecular function: cyclin-dependent protein serine/threonine kinase regulator activity. NCBI's taxonomy places the organism in Eukaryota, Viridiplantae, Streptophyta, Magnoliopsida, Zingiberales, Musaceae. Gene Ontology annotation, cellular component: cytoplasm; nucleus; cyclin-dependent protein kinase holoenzyme complex. The coding region runs from base 1 to 870 and encodes 289 amino acids. Gene Ontology annotation, biological process: regulation of cyclin-dependent protein serine/threonine kinase activity; mitotic cell cycle phase transition.
AUGGCUGAUUCGGGCUGCAUGGCUUCCCUUAAAGACGACGAGGUGUUAUGCGAAGACACACUCAUGCUUGAAACGGAUGAUGAAUACAUAGAGUUGCUGCUUAGCAAAGAGAACCGCUGCUGCACCAGAGCUCGUGCUGCAUCGUCCGAUGACUCGCUUAAAUCUGCUCGUUCUGAUGCUGUUCGAUGGAUUCUGAAGAUGAAGGUCCUCUUUGGCCUCGGCACGAGAACGGCGUACGUGGCUGCCAGCUACCUCGACCACUUCUGUGUUCAUCGAUCAAUUGACUCGAUGAGAGAUAAGAACUGGGCAAUUCGAUUGCUGUCACUGUCUUGCUUAUCUUUGGCCGUGAAGAUGGAAGAACUCAAAGUCCCAGCUUUAUCGGAGUUCCGAACAGAGGACUACCGAUUCCAAACUGAAGCCAUACAGAGGAUGGAGCUUCUCAUUUUGAGUACGUUGGAGUGGAAGAUGAGCAUGAUCACUCCUUUCUCUUAUCUGAGCUAUUUCGCUUCCAGAUUCCAAGAACAUGGAUCAGAAGACUUGGCGUGGGAGGCCAUUACGCUCAUCCUUGCAAGUAUUGAAGGUCAGAUAAUAGUUAGAUCAAUCAUGUUCAGCAUUCAAUCUUUCAAUGUUUUGCCAUUGUUGUCGCUGAAUGCAGCAAUCAAUCUAGUGGAAUAUCGACCUUCAGUCGUAGCUGCUGCUGCAAUUCUCGCUGCAUCGCAUGAAAGACUCACUCAGAAGUCAGUGGAGCUCAAGCUGAGUGCAAUCUCAUCAUUCAGACCAUUGGACACUGUAAGUUCUAAACCUUUAGAUUCCAUUGUCUCCAAUGUUCAAGAACACUCGAUGGUGAACACGAUCUUGUUUGGGUUGUGA